This is a messenger RNA of Pieris macdunnoughi, 804 nucleotides long. The record is from the annotation of a GenBank genome assembly. NCBI's taxonomy places the organism in Eukaryota, Metazoa, Arthropoda, Insecta, Lepidoptera, Pieridae.
AUGUUUUAUUUAAUUGGACUUGGCCUAGGUAAUGCUAAAGAUAUAACAGUAAAAGGGCUAGAAAUUGUAAAAAAAUGUGACAAAGUACUUUUGGAGGGAUACACAUCAAUAUUAACUGUUGGUCACAAUGUUUUGGAAGAAUUUUAUGGAAGACCUAUCAUAAUUGCUGACCGUGAACUUUGUGAAAGUCACAUUGACAGUUUUUUAAUGGAAGCCCAAGAUAAUGACAUAGCUCUUCUUGUGGUUGGUGAUCCUUUAGGAGCCACAACUCAUACAGAUAUGUUACUACGUGCCAAACAGCUAGGUGUUAGAACUGAGAUUAUACAUAAUGCAUCUAUAAUGAAUGCUGUUAGCUGUUGUGGCUUACAAUUAUAUAAUUUUGGUGAAACUAUUUCAAUACCUUAUUGGACCGAAACAUGGAAACCAGACAGCUUUUAUGAAAAAAUUAUUGGGAAUUAUACAAGAAAUUUGCACACUUUAUGUCUAUUAGAUAUAAAAGUUAAGGAGCCAACUGAAGAGUCACUAACAAAAAAAGUAAGGCAAUACAUGAAACCAAAGUUCAUGACCGUUUGUGAGGCAUCAACACAACUUUUACAUAUAAUAAAGGAGAAGCUAAACUCAGGGUUGACCGAGGAUACAUUAGCGGUGGGCCUGUCUAGAGUUGGUGCACCAGAUCAAAGAAUAACCGUGCGGAGCUUGAAGGAGAUGCAAAACCAUGAGUUAGGACCCCCUCUACACAGUUUAGUGAUUCCAAGUCCAAAUCUUCAUCCACUUGAAUUAGAUUAUUUAGCUCAGUUUCGAUAA